UUCAAGAUGAAUUAUACAGAGUCCAGCCCAUUUGCAGAAUCAACUGCCAUAGGUUUUACACCUGAGUUAGAAAGUGUCACACCUGUGCCUUCCAAUGAGACCACUUGUGAAAACUGGAGAGAGAUACAUCAUCUCGUUUUUCAUGUAGCAAAUGUUUGUUUUGCAAUAGGGUUGGUUAUUCCGACCAGUCUUCACCUUCACAUGAUCUUUCUUAGGGGGAUGUUCACGAUAGGAUGCACCCUCUACAUUGUCUGGGCCACUCUCUACCGAUGUGCCUUGGAUAUAAUGAUCUGGAACUCUGUGUUCUUGGGUGUCAACAUGUUGCAUCUUUCAUAUCUUUUAUACAAGAAAAGACCGGUGAAGAUUGAAAAGGAACUCAGUGGCAUCUACCGGCGAUUGUUUGAACCACUCCGAGUGCCUCCAGAUUUGUUCAGAAGAUUAACUGGACAGUUUUGCAUGAUCCAAACCUUGAAAAAGGGCCAGGCUUAUGCUGCAGAGGAUAAAACCUCAGUCGAUGACCGUCUGAGUAUUCUCCUGAAGGGAAAAAUGAAGGUCUCCUAUCGAGGACAUUUUCUGCAUAACAUUUACCCCUGUGCCUUUAUAGAUUCUCCUGAAUUUAGAUCGACUCAGAUGCACAAAGGUGAAAAAUUCCAGGUCACCAUUAUUGCAGAUGAUAAUUGCAAAUUUUUAUGCUGGUCAAGAGAAAGAUUAACUUACUUUCUGGAAUCAGAGCCUUUCCUCUAUGAAAUAUUUAGGUAUCUCAUUGGAAAAGACAUCACGAACAAGCUCUACUCAUUGAAUGAUCCCACCUUAAAUGAUACAAAGACCAGAAAGCUGGAGCACCAGCUGAGCCUCUGUGCACAGAUCUCCAUGAUGGAGAUGAGGAACAGCAUAGCCAGCUCCAGCGACAGUGACGAUGGCCUGCACCAGUUCCUCCGCAGCACCUCCAGCAUGUCCUCUCUUCAUGUGUCAUCCCCGCACCAGCGCGCCUCCGCCAAGAUGAAACCCAUAGAAGAAGGGGUGGAAGAUGAUGACGAGGUCUUUGAACCGGUGUCUCCAAAUACAUUUAAAGUCCGUCAUUUGCCUUGAUCCGAGAGAGAAUUCAGGUUACCGAGAUGGAAACUGUCUCGAAGAGAUCCUGGAAAUGCCAGCACUUUUUCACGGCUUUUAGAUUAUUAUUCCACUGUAGCAUCUGAGACGGGGAGCGUCUGAGGGCAGGACGAGGGGAUGGCUCAGAGACGGACAGGUCAUUUUCCCACUCCUCCUAAUUGUCAGAUUUUAAAGUAACUUCCACUGAGCUUUCUGACUAACCCUGGGUCUAUUUUGAGAUAUGUAUUUUCACAGU
This is a messenger RNA of Otolemur garnettii (small-eared galago), 1345 nucleotides long. It is a transcript of the gene POPDC1, whose product is annotated as blood vessel epicardial substance. Gene Ontology annotation, molecular function: cAMP binding. The record is from RefSeq and is a predicted model, not a curated record. Gene Ontology annotation, cellular component: sarcolemma. NCBI's taxonomy places the organism in Eukaryota, Metazoa, Chordata, Mammalia, Primates, Galagidae. The coding region runs from base 7 to 1089 and encodes 360 amino acids. The transcript has 7 exons.